AGCGGAUUCCGCGGAGCGUCACGGGCACUCAGGACAGUUAAAGUGUCGGUUUUUCUGGAAAUUGUGCUAUGCGGUCUUCGGGCACUGGUCCACCACACCCGGAAUCCGGGGUCUCCCGAAUAAUCCUACCUGAGAAAGCAGCUCAGAGGAAGAGGACAGAAAGGAGAAGGAAUGGCCCUUUCCCAGGGACUGUUGACAUUCAAGGAUGUGGCCAUUGAAUUCUCUCAGGAGGAGUGGGAAUGCCUGGACCCUGCUCAGAGGGCCUUGUACAGGGACGUGAUGGUGGAGACCUACAGGAACCUGAUCUCCCUGGGUGAGGAUAACUCCUCUCCGGAAGUUGGAAGCCUUUCUGCUGGAUUUGCAGUCAAGGAGUUGUCACCAAGAGAGGACAUUAAUAAAGGAGAAUUAUGCCAUCUAGUGAGACUGGACAGAAAUGACAACCAUGACCUCAAGGAUUUUGACCUCAAGGAAGUCUGUGCAGAUGUGCAGGAGUGUGAGGGUGAGUGGGGAUACGAUGCAGGAAAUGACAAAGGAGUACUUUUGACCCAUAACAAAAAUCUCAGUCAUGGAGAAGAUCACAAUAAUAAAUCCUUCAUUCGUUUUCCUCAGAGUGUUUCUCUAAGAAAUAAUGCAUGUGAACAUUUCACGCACGACAAGCCAUUCAUAAGAAGUUUGUUAACAAGGAAGAAUAACGUCAGCGUUGCUGGAAGCAGAGACCUCAAGUGUUUGGCCAGUAGACCUGGAGUGAGCCCGCAGGCCCAGGCGGCUCAGCUGCAGAGGUUUCCAGCUGAGGAGGAAGUGUGUGCGUGCGGUCAAGUCGAGAAGCCAGUCAGCAGUGGCUCCUCAGUGUCAGCACUUCACAGAAUCCCUCCUAGUGUGGAGAACACUGUGUCACCUGCACAACACAGGAGAACCCACACUCGAGAAAAAUCUUACAGCUGUAAUGACUGUGGGAAGGCUUUUAGCAAGAGCUCAAACCUCAGGAAUCACAGGAGAAUUCAUUCUGGACAGAAACCUUACAGAUGUAACGUGUGUGGCAAAGCCUUUAACCAGUGUUCUAAUCUCACUACACAUCAGAGAGUGCAUACAGGAGAGAAACCAUAUAAAUGUCAUGUAUGUGGCAAGGUCUUUAGUCGAAAUUCACACCUUGCAAAUCAUCAGAGAAUGCACACUGGGGAGAAACCAUAUAAAUGUCAUGAGUGUGGUAAGGCCUUUAUCCAACAUUCACUCCUUUGGAGUCAUGAGAAAUUGCAUACUGGUGAGAAGCCUUACGAUUGUAAUGAGUGUGGCAAAGCCUUUGCUGAGCGGUCAAGCCUUAACAAACAUAAGAAGAUCCAUACUGGAGAGAAACCUUACAAAUGUAUUGUGUGUGGCAGAGCCUUUACCAUGCGAUCAAAUCUUACUCAACAUGAGACAAUCCAUACUGGAGAGAAACCUUACAAAUGUAAUGAGUGUGGCAGAGCUUUUACCCAAUUUUCACGCCUUACUAGGCAUCAGAAAAUGCAUGCUGGGGAGAAACCACACAAAUGUAAUGUGUGCGGCAAGGCUUUUAUUGAACUUUCACAACUUUGGGGUCAUGAGAGAAUUCAUACUGGUGAGAAACCACACAAAUGUAAUGUGUGUGGCAAGGGAUUUACCCAACGUUCAAGCCUUAUGGCACAUCAGAGAAUUCAUACAGGAGAAAAAUCUUAUAAAUGUAAAGACUGUGAUAAGGCUUUCAUCCAACGUUCACAACUUUGGGGUCACGAGAGAACUCACACUGGAGAGAAGCCUUACAAAUGUAAUGAGUGUGGCAAAGCUUUUACAAUGCGUUCAUAUCUUACUCAACAUAAAACAAUCCACACUGGAGAGAAACCUUACAAAUGUAAUCAGUGUGGCAAAGCUUAUACCCAAUUUGCAAGCCUUACUAGGCAUCAGAAAAUACAUACUGAAAACAAACAUAAACCUAACAUAUGUGGCAAUGCUUUUAUUCAGAGCUCAGGCUUUGGGGAUCAUCAGACAAUUCACAGCAAAAAUAAACCUUAAAAGGUAAUGAUUGACACAUAACUUGUGCAUCAGGCUGAGAGACUCCCAUCAUGGAAAAGGAAGACAUACAGAUGGCCAACAGGUAUGUGAAAAGAGGCACAUCCCUAAUCGUCAGGGAAAUUCAAAUCAAAACCACAGUGAGCUACCACCUCACAUCUCUCAGAAUGGCUGUCAUCAAAAAGACAACAAAUCGCAAGUGUUGGUGAAAAUGAGGAGAAAAGGGAACCCUUGUACACUGUUGGUAGGAUUGUAAGUUGGUGCAGCUACUAUGGAAAACUAAAUGGUGGGUCCUCAAAAAAUUAAAAAUAGAACUGCCAUAUGAUCCAGCAAUUGCUCAUCUGGGUAUUUACCUAGAGAAAACAAAAAUACUAAUUCAAAAAAAUAUAUGCACUUUGUUGUUUGUUGUAUCAUUAUUUAUAAUAGCCAAGUUAAGAAAGCCACCUAAAUGUCCACUGAUAGGUGAAUGGAUAAAGAAAAUGUGAUACAUAUAUACACAUACAUACACACACAAUGGAAUAUUAGCCAUGAAAAAAUGAAGUCUUAGCAUUUGUAACAACAUGGAUAGCUCUGCAGGGUAUUUUGCUAUGUCAGAGAAUGGCGUAGCACAUGACUUCACUCAUAUGUGGAAUUUAAAAAACAAAAUACAAGGAAAAUAGACUCAUACAUAGAACAAAUAAAUGGUUGCCAGAAGGUAUGAGGGAGGGUUUGAGGUGUGUGUGAAACAGGAGAAGGGCUUUAAGAAGUACACAUCUGCAGUUACAUAAUAAAGCACGGGGGUGUAAUAUACAGCAUAAGGAAUAUAGUCAGUAAUAAUAACUAUAUGGGGACAGAUGGCUACUAGACUUACCGAAGUGAUUAUUUCAUAAUGUAUGCAAUUGUUAAACCAUUAUGUAGUAUACCUGAAACAAAAUAUUGUAUAUCAACUGUGUUUCAGUGAAGGGGAAAAAAAACUCCAUCAUGGAGAGAUACCGUGUAAAAAUUUCAGAAAUAGGGAUAAAAAUAAUCUCUUUUUUGUGCUUGGAGUUGAUGAAAUAAAAUUUGUAUUUUAAGGAAAGACAAGAAAAAGUUAAACAUAAAAUUCUCUCUCUGUUUGUUUGGGCCCCCUCCCUCCCUAAAGUGCGGCGUGCAUCUGCGUUACACAUCAACCACAGCUCCUCAAACGUGGGAGUGCCUGCCUGCUCGACCAUGAAGAUCAAUUUAUUUUUUUCUUCUGACACUAGUGAUUUAACUUCUUAAAAGAAUACUGUUCUUUCCCAACUCUGUAGGAGGUCAUGGUGACUUGCUGCUCGCUCUGUAUGUACUAACCUGGAUAUGUAUCCUUGGUGAACUUUAUGAAAAAUUAUCAGUAUGUCAUUUUGAUGAACGAUGCUUUGUCUUGAAAAUGAAUACAACUGUGCCUUUGACUUCUAACAGGCAGAACGGUUCUCAGAGCUUUAUGAGAGUCUGUCUCCCAAGUUAGAAUCCUCAGUUUGGCUCGAAUAAAGUUCCCUUUUUUUCCUUGAUUCUUAAUUGAAUUUUUGUUGACAUUUU
Messenger RNA from Mesoplodon densirostris (Blainville's beaked whale), 3555 nucleotides. Its product is annotated as zinc finger protein 677-like. NCBI's taxonomy places the organism in Eukaryota, Metazoa, Chordata, Mammalia, Artiodactyla, Ziphiidae. Gene Ontology annotation, molecular function: DNA-binding transcription repressor activity, RNA polymerase II-specific. The transcript is spliced from 4 exons. Gene Ontology annotation, biological process: negative regulation of transcription by RNA polymerase II. The coding region runs from base 172 to 2025 and encodes 617 amino acids. The record is from RefSeq and is a predicted model, not a curated record.